AUGUCUUCCCUACCUAUGUUUGACUCCGUCUCCCGUUUCCUUCCAACUGCAAAUGAGGAUGAGCAGUUUUGGUGGAAGCUGACUGGUCGGCAUAUGGCUCGCAUGAUGCAUGAGGCGGGUUACCCAGAGGACCGUCAGGUCGAAUGCCUCCUCUUCCAUCGCUUCAAAGUCGUUCCCUGCCUGGGCCCUCGACCACACUCCGACAAACCUUGGUACAAGAGCCGUGUGGGUGGAGGAGCAGCAGACGGCUGUCCUAUCAACUACAGUUGGCGGUUUGGCACUUCCGACAGAAAGCCUCAUAUCCGCAACUUUAUCGAACCCCUUGGAGCUCUGACAAACACUCCAGCCGACCCACUCAACGAGGUAGCCACGAAAGCGCUCCUACGAGAUUAUAGCAUGACGCUGCCCAAUGUCGACUUGGAGCUAUUCUGGACCUUUGCGCCUCACUACCGGCCGCGUAUCAUCGAAAAGGCGGACAUGGAAAAGCUUGCCGGUGCCUCGUUGCUUGUGGGUGCAGAAAUGUCGCCAGAUUCUCGUAACAUCGAUAUCAAGGCAUACAUGUAUCCUCGAGUCCCGUCCCAGACCAGCCAGCUCCUCACCACGAUCCUACCCCAGGCCAUGCGCGACGCUUACGGCGAGGACGUGUGUCUCGACAGCCUCAAUCUUGUCCGCGACUUCAUGACAAACGACCCAGAGGGAAGCCAGCUUACUCUGACUGGUACAACGGGGAUCGAUUGCUGCAAACUCCAGGAUACACGCGUGAAAAUCUACGUGAUCACCCGUAACACCUCCUUCGACCACAUCGCCGCCAUCAUGACACUGGGCGGCCGACGGCCAAUCUCAGAGGAGCUCCUUAACCAGCUAAGGGCACUCUGGUUCGAGCUCAAGGGAGCCCCAGCAGACUUCACCUCGUCUGAGCAGCUACCAGCUCAGACCAAGCCAGAUGGUACCAAAAAUCCCAUCGUCGUCCCAUUCUACUUUGAUAUCCAGCCCCGGCUUGCGUUACCAGACGUGAAGGCAUACGUCGACGUGAGCACCAGCCCCGUGAGUGAUCUAGCGGCCGCUGAAGCAGUGGUUCGUCACUUGGAGCGCCAUGGCAGCGGACAGAAUCCGAAGGCCUACAUGAACGUGUUGCAGGAUAUCACCCCAGUUGAAGAGCUGGAGACGCGAAAAGGCGCGCUGGCGUUUUACUCUAUAGCUGUCAAGAAGAAUGAGCUAGAUAUCACCUCAUACUUUAACCCGCAGGUGUAUAAGCGCUACUUCGCUCAUGAAGUGCAGCUCAAUGGACAGCGAAGAAGUGCAUUUGAGUAG
This is a messenger RNA of Microsporum canis CBS 113480, 1311 nucleotides long. Its product is annotated as dimethylallyl tryptophan synthase GliD1. The record is from RefSeq and is a predicted model, not a curated record. Gene Ontology annotation, molecular function: prenyltransferase activity. The coding region runs from base 1 to 1311 and encodes 436 amino acids. Gene Ontology annotation, biological process: alkaloid metabolic process. The transcript has a single exon. Lineage: Eukaryota; Fungi; Ascomycota; Eurotiomycetes; Onygenales; Arthrodermataceae.